Messenger RNA from Spirodela intermedia, 120 nucleotides. The record is from the annotation of a GenBank genome assembly. NCBI's taxonomy places the organism in Eukaryota, Viridiplantae, Streptophyta, Magnoliopsida, Alismatales, Araceae.
AUGAUUGAUAAAUUAUAUUUAAUGAGUAAAAAAAUAAUAUUGAUAUUAUUCUUCUUAUUAUUAUUAUUAUUAUUGUUGUUGGUGUUGUUGUUGUUGUUGUUGUUGUUGUUAUUGUGCUAG